Sphaerodactylus townsendi is the source of this 585-nucleotide messenger RNA. It is a transcript of the gene SCOC, whose product is annotated as short coiled-coil protein. The record is from RefSeq and is a predicted model, not a curated record. The transcript has 3 exons. Bases 76 to 324 code for a protein of 82 amino acids. Lineage: Eukaryota; Metazoa; Chordata; Lepidosauria; Squamata; Sphaerodactylidae. Gene Ontology annotation, cellular component: trans-Golgi network.
GUAUUCCCCCCUCCCCUUUAAAUAGAACACAACUCUAAAGUACGGGAUUCAAGAGUUGAAAAGAUUAAUUCAACCAUGAUGAAUGCAGAUACGGAUGCUGUUGAGGCUGAAAAUCAAGUAGAAUUGGAAGAGAAAACACGGCUUAUUAAUCAGGUUUUGGAACUGCAACAUACACUUGAAGAUCUAUCUGCCAGAGUUGAUGCUGUUAAGGAAGAAAACCUGAAACUGAAAUCAGAAAAUCAAGUUCUUGGACAAUACAUAGAAAAUCUUAUGUCUGCCUCUAGUGUUUUUCAGAUUACUGACACAAAAAGCAAACGAAAGUAAGGCAUGGAUAACCUAAUUGUAACAUUGUAUUGUUCCUGCUUUUGUUUUGAAUUCUAUCACUACAUGAGUCAAUACUGUUCAGAUCGUCAUGAACAACUGGACUGUGCAAGUAUAUAGAGAUAGUGUAGAGGAAAAUAUUUAUUUUAAGUUUGAAGAUGAGCGCUUUUGAAAUUGAACUCUGCUUUUGUGUUAAGCAAAUGUUAUACACUGCCAACUACUUUUAAAUAACUCAGUUUUUACUGUGGUACUAUUCACUAGCAA